CCAAAGUUUUAGGGUUCUAACUCCUAAUUCUAAUCUUUCGAAAACACUAUUGGUUGGUUGGGAUGGUGGUGCAGGUGGGUUAGCAAGCAGAAAUGGCAAAGCGAAUGAUGUAUUGCUGGCUGUCAACCCCAUUAUCAACAGCCAAACAACGCUUCAAUAUCAAAACAGCCCCCUCAUUCUCCAGACCAGUUCUUGCUUCUGCUAGAGCCGAAAGAAGUAUUUCCACUGCCAGUAAGAAAAAGAAGAAAAAAGAGAGAAACAAAUCCGUAGAGGAACUUGUUGUGGUAAAAAAUGAUAAGGAAAAGAGAAGAACUCGCUCAGAGAAAGAAUACGAGGAGCUCCAUUCUUUCCAUGAGACUGAAAGUCACGUCCCUGUAAUGCUAGGUGAAGUUGUUGAUGUUUUCUCUUCCUUACCUCUCCGCUCUUUCAUCGACUGCACUCUUGGCGCCGCUGGUCAUUCCUCUGCUAUAAUAAAGGGACAUCCUGAAUUAGAAUGUUACAUAGGAAUGGAUGUGGAUCCAGUUGCACAUGCCAAGGCACGUGCUCAUAUUGAUGCUCUCUUGCAAUCAACCCGUACUAGUUUGAAACCACACUUGCUUUUCAAGAAUUUCAAGUAUAUAAAAUCUGUGGUUGGUGAGAUUGGUGAUGAUUGCAAGCUCUUGAGCUCUGGAGUUGAUGGCAUCUUAAUGGACCUUGGAAUGUCAUCCAUGCAGGUGAACAAUCCUCAAAGAGGGUUCAGUGUACUUGCUAAUGGACCUCUUGAUAUGCGCAUGGAUCCUCGGGCAAGUGUGAAAGCAAAGGACAUAUUAAAUUAUUGGCCAGAUGAUGAAGUGGGCCGAAUUCUGCGCGAGUACGGAGAAGAAAGCAACUGGCGUUGGCUUCAGAAAAAGAUUGUUCAGGCUCGUCAACAAGGUGGUUUGCAUUCUACUAGUGAACUAAGAGAUCUUAUUCAGGGUGCAACUCAUGGAACAAAAGGAGGGAGGCAAGGUUGGAUAAAGACAGCAACACGGGUGUUUCAAGCUCUGAGGAUAGCUGUCAAUGAUGAACUCAAUACCCUGGAGAAGUCUCUUCACGCCUGUUUCGAGUGCCUUGUCCCUGGAGGAAGGCUUGCUGUCAUCUCUUUCCACAGUUUGGAGGACAGAAUUGUAAAACAAACAUUUCUAAAAAUUAUUGAAAGCAACGGGGGAGAUGGAGAUGUGGUUGAAGAAGAGGCUGGUAAAAGAGAUUUAAGAAAGAUGAGAAAUGACAUUGAUGCAAAAGAAACAUGGAUUCGACAGAUGGUACAAGGCCAGAAUGGAACAAUCCUUACCAAGAGACCAAUAACACCAUCUGAAGAGGAGGAAAGACUAAAUCGCAGGUCUAGGAGUGCCAAACUCCGUGUGAUUGAGAAAAUUCGUUGAGAUACGUAUUACUACAAUUGCUGGCUUGCAGCCCCGUAUCAUUUAGGGAAAAUCCAUGUAUAAUAUAUGAUCUGUGCCUAAUAUUGCUGUGCCUUCAUUAUUCAUUAUUUUUAUAGAUUAGUCGGUUCAUAGCAUGGUAUUUUGUUUUGCAUUUUGUUGUUAUGACCAGCAAUAAUACAUCCAAUCAUCCUCCAGGUCUACAAACAAACGAAUCAUAAAUGAAAAUAAAUACCAAUUUUCUUACACCAUUCUGUGAUCUGGAUGGCAAUUUCACUCUUUAUCCUUCGUUGUGCCAUGGGCCAAUUGGGCUGUUGUUGAAUUCUAUUAAGCCCAAGUAAAGUUUAAAGAUCUUUUUUUUUUUUGAGAUUAAGUUUAAUGAACAUGAAAAUAAAAUAAUAAUUAAAUAAGUAGGAAAGACAACAGGCUCGAGUUUAACUUUACCAACUGUUAACUACCAGAACAUGAAUUGAUAACGUUAACUACAAACCAUUUUUCGAGUGGCCAUGACAGUGACAGUGACAGUGGCCCAGAACUGAAACAGCUAAAACACCAAGAAAAUCCUCCUCCCUUGCAAGAGUGGCACAGGAUUUUCCUCUCGGAAGUCGAACUUGAAAUAAACAGGGAAGCAGCGGGUGAGGAACUGAGGAUGAUGGUACCAAGUGGUAACAAAUGGAAAGCAACAGGGAAAGAAGGCUUGACAACAUUCACAUCUUUUGCUUUCCCAUACCUCACCAAUUCCAGG
This is a messenger RNA of Populus trichocarpa (black cottonwood), 2142 nucleotides long. RefSeq lists its product as uncharacterized. The coding region runs from base 93 to 1400 and encodes 435 amino acids. Gene Ontology annotation, molecular function: rRNA (cytosine-N4-)-methyltransferase activity. The transcript is spliced from 6 exons. The record is from RefSeq and is a predicted model, not a curated record. Gene Ontology annotation, biological process: rRNA base methylation. Lineage: Eukaryota; Viridiplantae; Streptophyta; Magnoliopsida; Malpighiales; Salicaceae.